Lampris incognitus (smalleye Pacific opah) is the source of this 4748-nucleotide messenger RNA. RefSeq names its product DNA replication helicase/nuclease 2 (gene dna2). The transcript is spliced from 26 exons. NCBI's taxonomy places the organism in Eukaryota, Metazoa, Chordata, Actinopteri, Lampriformes, Lampridae. The record is from RefSeq and is a predicted model, not a curated record. Gene Ontology annotation, molecular function: single-stranded DNA helicase activity; 5'-flap endonuclease activity. Gene Ontology annotation, cellular component: cytoplasm. Gene Ontology annotation, biological process: replication fork reversal. Bases 236 to 4567 code for a protein of 1443 amino acids.
UGUUGGCAACGGAUCUCCAUGCUGUGGAAAUGUCGGUUUGGAUGUUUUCACCUGUCAAACAGAACAAAGAGAAUUUAAUCUGAUUGCCGUUUGACCCGAGUUAUAAACCAUUAGCUACCUGUCAUUUAUCGGCAUAUGUGGAACCAACGGACGACAGCUGAUAGGAAAAACUGGCGGAGUAAAGCCCAAUUAGCCAAGGCAUCUGGUGCUUGUUCCGCUAGUGUCCAAAAUAACCAUGCUCAAGACCAAAUCGAAUAAAACCACGGUGAAAUCAACAGGACAGGGAAACAUCGCCUUCUUUUUCUCUCCUCAGAAACAGAAGGCCUCAACACCUUCCAACAAAUCACCAACAACUGCUACCAGACUCACUUCUACUGUGCAUCAGAUUAAAGAUGGUAUUAACUCCCCCAUCCUCUCCACCUCCAGUAGAAGCAUCCUUCAGGAGCUUGAGAACCUUGCCCCCUCCUCCCCGGGUCUUCUGCAAGCUAUUCCUGAGACUCCACAUAGUCAGCUCCGACCCACUUUCACUUCUACCUCUGGAGACCCAGGCCAGCCCUUCCCACAGCAUCACAAACGGAUAUCAAAUCUCUUCAGGGUAGGCCAGCUGUCCCCUCUCUGCCGAAGUCCCCGCUCCAGAGGGUUGGGUCUGCGGACUGUAAUGUUAGGGGAGGGGAAAAAAGAGGGAUUUUCUUCAGUUAGGAGACUCCUCAGUCCACCUGAAGUAUCCCACAAUGCUAAGAGGCCCAGAACUACUGAAACAGACGUAACAAAAUCUAUGAUUGGCUCCAAACCUAAAGGCCCAAAAUUAGAAAGGCCUGCCAUUGGUCCCCGGAGCAAACUUUGCUCACCCAAAGGCCACUUCCAAUCAGUUGCGCAGCCUGGGAAGUUAAAAAGUCAGGGGUUAAAAGUGAAUCUCUUGGGGGUGGAUCAAGUGGGGCUUAUUGGCAGCAGAAAGGAAGGGACGUCUCUGAAGCCUUUGCCUGUAAGAGGAGUAUCCAUCCAAACUUUCAAGGGCUCAAAACUACACCAGGAAGAGAAAGCUGAAGAUGAAGACAAGUGUACAUUUACUGUCCUAACGGAGCAGAGAGUUGCUGAGGCCAAAGUCACUGUAGCGGCCCACAGCCCAACACACACUUUGGGCACUGCAUGCGAUAUAGAUAUACACGCUGUUAAAGGUGAUGCAUGUAAAGCUUUUUCACACACACUUGAUGCUCAUGUGCUCAAACAUGAUACACACACUAUCACAGUCACAACACAGGAGAUAGCUGUCGAGGGAGAAUCUGGCGUGGACAAAGAAGUGGAUGAAGGAAUGGCCAUGAAAUCAUCGGUGCUAGACAAAACUGCUGUGCCAUUACCGGGUCAAGAGGGAGCACAAGGCCUAACAUCAUUGCAGAGUCCCAUUGAGGUGAUAGUUGAGGACAAUUGGUUUGAUGAACAGAUAGAUCUGGAUGCUGACCUUGUCAGGGGAGAGAAAUUAAAUCCACCACCUAAGGUACCAGACCAUGUGAUCCUGUCUGGGGGCCUAAACAACCGUUAUUGGGUUUUGGAUGUGAAAGAGGCCCCUGAUCAAAAAAUACUGACCAUCUCCAGUUCUAAAACGCUGCAGCCCACUGAGACAUGUCUGCUGAAAGAUGAAUGGGAAACUAGUCCGGUGUCCAUAGGCGACAUAGUGCAUUUGGAAGGCCGAUGUGAUGCUGGCUGCUGGUUGGUGAACAAGGAGCAGGGCCUCCUGGUUUUAUUUCCUGAUUUGCUGAUAUCAGGGACAAACAUUUCCAGUGCCAUCCGCUGCAUGAGGCGUGCUGUGUUGGGAGACAUGUUCAAGAGUUUUGACGGCGGUUCAAAACAGAUGCUGAAUGGUACCAUGGUUCAUGAAGUUUUCCAGAAGGCUGCUAUGGCUAAGGACUUCUCUGAGGAGACACUUUCUCACCUGGCUGACCAAGUCCUACUCAGCCCACAGCACCUGGGUGAUAUGUACAGUUUGGGCGUGAAACAGGAAGAGAUGAAACAGGAGCUGCAUAGUUAUCUGCCAUCACUCAAAGACUGGGCAAACAAAUACCUCGAUCCUUCAAAACCAAAACCAAUCAACCUAAAACUCAAAAGAGGAGCUCUUGGCAGGGGGCAGGACUCUUCAGCACCUGUCGUCACCUUAACAGAGUUAGCAGAUAUCGAGGAGAAUGUGUGGGCUCCACGGUUUGGCUUGAAGGGGAAGAUAGAUGUGACAGCGCGUGUCAAAAUCCAGAGAGCACGCAAUGAUAGUCGCAGAACACCACAGGAAAUGAUUAUGCCCCUGGAACUGAAAACUGGAAGGGAGACAAACUCAGUUGAGCAUCGAAGCCAAGUAAUACUAUACACACUGAUGAGCGUGGCGAGGCAUGUGGAUGCUGAAGCUGGCUUUCUGCUUUACCUAAAGACGGGCAACCUUUACCCAGUAGUGGCUGACCACAUGGACCGCAGAGAGUUAUUGAAGAUUAGGAAUACCCUGGCCCAUCAUCUCGGCAACAGAGUGGAGAAAGUGGCAGGGGAGAGCCGUCUGUCCAGUCUUCCUGACAUCCUGACCAACAGACAAACUUGCCAGUACUGUCCACAGAGAAGAAAUUGUGCCUUAUAUGGGAGAGUGGUGGAGAAUGGUUCUCGAGACAUCUCCCAUGAUGCUGUGCGUGACUUCCUUCAAGAGGAGACCAGUCACCUGACUGCAACACACUUAAACUACUUCUCCCAUUGGCUAUUGCUCUGCUGUCUUGAGGCGGUUACCAUGGAGACCAAAAGUGGCCGCAGGCAUGUCUGGCUGCAGACUAGUGAAGAGAGGGAGAAGAGUGGGGGCUGUCUGGGAAAUCUACAGCUCACGGGCAAGGUGAUUGCCCAGCCUGAGGGUAUUUUCCUACAUCACUUUGAGCGAAGAGGCGUUGCCUUACAGCAUGGUGUUAGCGGUUUAGCUGAUGGGGACCGAAUCGUCAUGAGUGACCAGGAAGGCCGUCUAGUUGGUUUGGCCACGGGCUACCUGUGCCGGGUCAGCGGGUCAUCGGUCACUUGCACGCUGGACAGGGACCUGACUAAGUUCAGUAGUGUAUUGUUUCGGCUGGACCAUGAUGAGGGGGUGGUCGGUUUCAGUACUCACCUCACAAACCUCUCCAAGCUAAUGGAAAGCUGUCACAACGGUGAUCGUUUAAGGGAGCUGGUUGUUGACCUCCGUCCCCCAGAAUUCAUUUCCAACCUCAGUUCUGUCCUGCCCAGAGAUGCCAAGGAUACUGUUGCUAACAUACUCAAAGGUCUGAACAAGCCCCAGAAACAGGCCAUGAAGAAAGUGUUAUUGUCUAAGGACUAUACACUGAUUGUUGGCAUGCCCGGGACAGGAAAAACCACUACAAUUUGCACUCUGGUCCGCAUCCUCUAUGCAUGUGGUUAUAGUGUCUUGUUGACCAGCUACACCCACUCUGCUGUGGACAACAUCCUGCUGAAGCUCAAGCGCUUCCGGGUUGGUUUCCUACGUCUGGGGCGGGGACAAAAGGUCCAUCCAGACAUCUUGCCGUACACGGAGGAGAGUGGGAGGAGGAAUGGAGUUUCCACUCUGUCAGAACUGGAACAGCUGUAUAACAAAGAGCUGAUAGUGGGCACCACCUGUAUGGGCAUAAGACACCCUAUUUUCACCCGACGCCAAUUCGAUUUCUGCAUCGUGGAUGAGGCCUCACAGAUCAGUCAGCCUGUCUGCCUGGGACCUCUAUUCUUUGCCAAGAAAUUUGUACUCGUGGGAGACCACCAACAACUCCCACCCAUAGUACAAAACCAGGAAGCUCGAUUGAAGGGGAUGGAUGAAAGCCUAUUUAAGCGUUUGGCGCGCCACAGUGAUGCAGUGGUUCAACUGACCGUACAGUAUAGGAUGAAUAGGCAGAUUAUGUCCCUCAGUAACACUCUCAUGUAUGACGGCCGUCUUGAGUGCGGUUCUGAGAGGACCGCUACUGCCUUGCUAUCCAUGCCCUUCCUGGUGUCUGUCCAGUCUGAGCUCAGCUCCCUGUCUACAACGCAGCAGGACUUUGCCUGGAUACAAACUUCCCUGUUGCCUAGCAACCCAGUUUGCUUCCUGGAUACCUCACUGGUACCAGCCUUGGAGUCAGUGGAGCAGGGCGGCAUUAGCAACAACACAGAGGCAGUCCUUAUACACAUACUGCUGUCACUGCUGUUAAAGGCAGGUUGUAAGCCUGGUGAUAUCGGCAUCAUCGCCCCUUACAGACAGCAGUUGAAGAGUAUUUCUGCUUUGCUGCAGAGCUCUGUGUUCAGCAGUGUGGAGGUAAACACUGUAGACAGAUACCAAGGACGGGACAAGAGUGUAAUAGUGCUGUCAUUUGUCAGGAGUUCUGCAGAAGAGGGAAAUUUAGGGGAGUUGUUGAAGGACUGGCGUCGUCUGAACGUAGCAGUGACCAGAGCAAAACAUAAGCUGCUGAUGGUGGGCUCUGCCUCUACACUACGACGCUAUGCACCAUUAGAGAAACUACUAAAUCAUCUCAAGCAAGAGAACAUGAUUAUCCAGCUCCCUCCGGCUGCCCACAAGGUUCAACCCAACAUGCUCAUGUGAUGAAAGUCCCCACUCAGCCAAAAGCUAUGAUGGUCUUUCGGGUGCAGUUUGUCCAGCAACUGACAAUUUAUACAGACAAUGGUACUCGCACUCUGUUGGAACAAAAUCAUCUGACAUGUCAAUGGGAUGUAUAUUGAAAAUCUUUUGCUCAUUUAAUGACACACCUUCCCUUUGGUACCGU